AUGGGUACGCGAAGUCCACGUGGCGAAGCUCGAUUUCGCCGCGGAUGGACGAGAUUUGCUCGGGUCGAUUUUGGUGGGGCGGUCGAGGACGGAGAAGACGGAGCCGAUGGCCUCGCCGCCGCGGACGAUCUCGGGGGCGAGGCUGACGGUCUCGGCGACGGAGUUGGCGGUGAUGACGAGGACGACGAAGACUUUGAUGACGCGGGAGAAGGUGGAGAGGCCGUGGAGGACGAGGCGGGAGCCGGCCUCCGAGGAGUAGAGGGCAAGCUGGGAGAGCCCGAAGAGGAGGCCCGAGGAGAGGGCCCGUUUAAGGGAGCGGCGUUGGGGGAGGCGGAGCUCGUGGGAGAAGAGGGAGAGGAGCUUCGGUUGGGAGUUGAAGGCCGCGACGGUGCGGAUGUUGCUCACGGCUUCGCCGGCGAUCAUGCUCGUUUUCGCGUGGGCUUUCGCCGUGUCGCCGGCAAAACCCUUGAGAGUCAUGCAGCAGAUUUAAAGGGGGAAUCACAUGGUGAGUACACUAUGCUGUAUAUUGAACCUUUUUGCUUUACCUGUGCAAAGUUUGCCAAGACAAGGAGAGGAAAUGUGCUAAGUAUGAGCAAUGAAACCCUCCACUCCACAAUGAAGGCCACUAUGAAUGAAGUGAGAAGAGAAGUCAUGUUCUGCAGUAUCACAGAUAUCCUCUCUGCUAUAGCCGAUUUCACGUCUGCAGCAUCGCAUCAUCCUCCGAACUCGGGUAGUGAGAUUUUCUCCCAUGAUGCUAAAGAAGUAGUGCUGAAUGAGAUACGCGACCACCGCGUAAAGUCCCGCUCCAAUAUAGAUAAAAACGUACUCCUUCGUUUUCCUCUCCAUAGCAGCCGGGUUCCUAUAAUAGAACACCUCAAUCAUGUUACUCAUCACUAUUGCAAAAGUGGGCCCUAUAAAGCCCGAAAGAAUUGA
Molecule: messenger RNA, 933 nt
Organism: Striga asiatica
Lineage: Eukaryota; Viridiplantae; Streptophyta; Magnoliopsida; Lamiales; Orobanchaceae
Source: the annotation of a GenBank genome assembly